CGCGCGCGUCAGCCAAAACACGGUCGUGCCUAAAUAUGGGCAUGGCCGUGUUUUGAUUUAGGCGCGCCCGUGUUUUUACUGCCGAACCUGUUCCCCUAUAUUCAAUGCUUCGUUUCUCCCUCGUCCGGACUCCGAAUCCGUCGCCGUUUGAUCCCAGACGCUCGUAGUCUCGUCCUAUUUAUUUUAAUGACAAGCUUACAUGAUUCUUUGUCCAUAAAGUGAGGUAGAAAUCCAUUCUUAUUCAGGUCAUGCCCGAGUUUCUUCUCCCUAAUCGCCAAUUGAUCUCUGAUUGACUUGAAACUUGCGCCUAUGCUUCACUUUAUGUGCUAGGACCUGAAAUGUGACAAAGGAACACAACCUAGCGUAAAAUAGGCCAAAGACUCAAUAAUUAAAGCUCAAACAAUCAAGAAACAAAGGGGAAAACAUGUGCAAAUAUCGAGUCAUCAACUGCAGUCCCUUCCAUUGGUUACACUUGGCCAUUGUUAGGAGUUGUGUCAUAGCGAGUCAAGUUUUUGGCUCCAUUGCUGGGGAGUUUCUAGAAUAUUAGGAAAGGCAGAAGUUUGUUAAUUUAGCGUUUUUCUUUUCUUUUCCACCCUUGCUUUUCACUUGGGUGUUUUUGUUUUUGUUGGUGCAGAUCUGAAUCAUGGAUCCUCAUGGCUUCUCCAACAAUUGGGGGUAUCCACCACCACCCGAGUGGUAUUACCCCGAGACUCCCUGGAGCAAUCAAUGAGGAGAAGACUAUGGAUUCGAGUUCCAGUACCAACCCCCUUACUACGGAGAACAACCGGACCCCUAGGCAUAUCAAGAACAACCUCAUUACCAAGAAGAAUUUCUCCCACAACCAGAAGGGCCAUCGGCGCUGGAGUUACCCAUGGCGGCCUUCACGGGCCAUUCUGCAGAGCCAUGCUACACUCCACAGCCAGAUCCAAACUAUGAAUUGAGGCUUCUCAUGGAACAGUUUGCUCGAGACAGUGAGAGAACAUGCUCCAGGAUGGAUCAUUGUGUCCAGGCCUAUCGUGAAACAGAGGAGAUCCUCCUGAGCCUUAAGAAGAGCGUCGAUGAUCUUGAGCGAUCUUGUGCACAACCUGCUCCCGAUCACCCUUCUGCUACCAUACUAGAAGAGGAGGAGGAGGAGGAAGAAGAAGGCUACAAGGACAUUGUGGAGCACACUAAAGUUGUCACGGAGAGCUCCCGUGAUGAUCAUGAUGAGGAAUGUCCUGUCAUAGCCGACCACACCUUCCCACAUCCCAAACUGAGCUUUGAAGAGGCGGGCAUGAUUGAGGAGAUGCAAGAAGAUCUCAUGAAAGAAAUUGCUUGGCAGCUUGCUCUCCAAUCCGUGCUAGAAGAAGAAGAGCAAGAAAGGGUGAAGAAAGAAGUUGUGGAGGAUGACGAAAGUGAAGCAGAAGGAGUUAUUGAUCAUUUCCCAGGGGUGAUACCACAUGAAGAAGAAAGGGAGGUUGAAGAAGCAAUUGGCGUCCAGGCUGAGGACGGAGUUAAGGUGGAAGAGGCAUGCACCGGCUAUGAGUUACUUGUGAUAUCUCCACCGAAUUUCGAGGAGCUGCUUGGCAAGGACCCAUUUGCAGUGUCUCUUUGCCAGACCAAGGCCACAUCGACAUCGGUCCCUCUUGGUGGACGCGAUGGUGGCCAAUCGAUGUUGUCAUAUCUAGUUUGGGGCAAUGAGACGGGAGAAGAGAAGAAGAGGUCUUGAGGGUGGAGACUUCAUCCGCAUCAAGUGCACGAGCUUCCAUCACCUGUCAUACCACAUGCUCGUGACUUGAGACUCCACCUCAUUGACGAGAACCUCAACUUCAAGGAGGUUUUGGGGUGGACCGAAACUUAGGAGCCAUCGUCCGGCUCACGACGUGAAAGAAGCGCUUGUUGGGAGGCAACCCAACCAGUCGGUUUGCAUUUCUUUCUCUAUUUCACCUUGGUUAAGUCAGUUUUGUUCUUUGAUUUUAGAGUCAAUAACUCAAUCUUUGUGAGAUUUUUUGGUGUUUGUGUUCCGACUACUCUCUCCUCCUGGAAUACACCGCCUGCCUCGUCCACCAUCAUUCACCCUUGAUCUGGUAACUUCGUUCUACCCUCCUUAUCUUUCCUCCAUUGAGGACAAUGUCGUGCUUAAGUGUGGGGGAUAUUUGAUUAUGUAUGCGGGUGAAUGUUUGGCUGUUUGUGUGCUUGGAGCCUAGUCCAUUGUCCAAAUUUUUAAAUUUGAGGGCUCCAAAUACGUGUUUCCUUGUAAAUUGCCUGCUCAGUAUGCUUUGAAUUGACAGUCUCUAUAGUAAUGUGCAACCUAGGGAGGUAGUGUAGCACUAUGGAGGAUGUUGAAGUAUAAGAUUUUUCCUAUCUAGCUCUCUGUUGUGCCAGUUGAUUUUAUGAAUUAGUGGAGCUAGGACAAUUGAAUUCAUGUGGUAAUGGUGAAUCUAUGUGGAUUGUGUUAUGGACUCGUGUAUCGAACAUGGUGCUCAUGUGAAAAAUGAAAUGCAGUUGGUCCUCCAUGUCAAAAUCAUCAAAAUCUUAAACAUGGGGUAAGCCCAACGUGUGCGGCACCGUUCAUUGCACCAAAUCAGGUUUUGGAAGAGAUUUUAGUGAUCCUUAGUAGGGUACUCCUACAAGGUGAAGCUAACGGGUCGUUUGCGUCAAGGUUUUUGUGAUGCAUUUGGGCAUGGAAACCCAUCCAUCAUGGAUUUGCACUAAAAACCAUUGUUUGCAUUAGGGAUUUAGUAAAUUGAAAUCUGUGGG
Messenger RNA from Linum trigynum, 2739 nucleotides. NCBI's taxonomy places the organism in Eukaryota, Viridiplantae, Streptophyta, Magnoliopsida, Malpighiales, Linaceae. The record is from the annotation of a GenBank genome assembly.